AUGCCGUCAGCGGCGGCUCCAGCGGUCUUCCACGCACUUCGUCAGUGCGCCACCGGCAGCGGAAAGAGCGGCGCUGCGUCUGGCGGUGAAGUUCCCCACAGCGUCGUGUACACCAAGACGGGCGACAAGGGCACAACAGCGCUUUUCACAGGUGAACGUCGCAAGAAGACGGACGUCGUGUUCGACGCACUGGGCGCUGUGGAUGAGCUGAGCAGCCACGUCGGGCUUGCCCGCGCGAUGCUGCGGGACAUGGCGACGCAGCAGAAGGGCGAGAUUGAGCUGAUGGCGACGCUCGAGGAGAUGCAGCAGGAACUGCUAAACGCGGGCACUGUCGUGGCGACACCUGCGGCGCAGCAGUUCAAGGAGAAAGGCGCCGAACACUCCAUUGUGAAGCUCCUGGAGGGCUACCGAUUCCCGGAGAAGACGAUGGAAAUGGAGAAGAUGAUUGACACGAUGGAUGCGCGUUUGGAGCCGCUCCGUAUUUUCAUUCUGCCCGGCGGGGGUAACAUGGCCUCCGCCCAGCUGCACGUGUGCCGCACUACCUCGCGCGCGGAGCGAUGUAUGAUUGCUGUACGCGAAGCACGCGCUGAACAGUACACGGACCACCUGCGCCAGGCAACUGUUUACGUGAAUCGCCUGAGCGACUUCUUUUUUGUUGCGGCUCGCAGUGUUGCAGAGGAGGACAUUGUGCGGAAGUACGAUUAG
Molecule: messenger RNA, 705 nt
Organism: Bactrocera neohumeralis
Lineage: Eukaryota; Metazoa; Arthropoda; Insecta; Diptera; Tephritidae
Product: corrinoid adenosyltransferase MMAB-like
Molecular function (GO): corrinoid adenosyltransferase activity
Source: RefSeq, a predicted model, not a curated record